AUGGAGCAUACUCAGAAAACAAGCAUCUUAUCUGAAGACCCUCCGGCCUAUGCAAAACAUGAUUGGAGACACGCUGAAGAAUUCUGGGAAGCGAGAGAAUCGAAAUCGCCCAUUCAAAGGUGGAAAAUGUCUAUUUGUAUCGAUGUAGCCUUUUUGAAGUCAGCACACCGGUUCUCUUCUCCGCAGAGCUUCCGAGAUGGAAGAAUAAAUUAUCUACAGGCCAAGUCCCGAGUGAGAUGUUUCCGCCAGGAAAUCAAGGAAAGAGACCUGAGCUAUGAGGAUAUUAAACCAAUGAAAAUGUCCGUUUACGGCGAAUAUGCUAAGGUGAUGAAUUUGGUUGAAGCUUGGACAGGUGAGUGA
Messenger RNA from Penicillium angulare, 360 nucleotides. RefSeq lists its product as uncharacterized. The transcript has 2 exons. The record is from RefSeq and is a predicted model, not a curated record. NCBI's taxonomy places the organism in Eukaryota, Fungi, Ascomycota, Eurotiomycetes, Eurotiales, Aspergillaceae. Bases 1 to 360 code for a protein of 119 amino acids.